Messenger RNA from Lathyrus sativus (Indian pea), 1758 nucleotides. Lineage: Eukaryota; Viridiplantae; Streptophyta; Magnoliopsida; Fabales; Fabaceae. The record is from the annotation of a GenBank genome assembly.
AUGGAAAACAAUCCCUUCCAUGAAUUUGCAUAUGAGGGAAAGAGUGAAGUGGAGAAUCCAAAGAGGGUGUUUUUGUCUCCUUAUUUUCCGUAUAAGGGAAAUAGAAGGAACAAUUUUUAUGAUUCUUGUAGUUAUAGGAAGGCGUCGAAACAUUUUCGGGAUGUUGAAGAGUCUGAAGUGGACAAAUCCCAUGGUUCGUCAAAACAUUUUCGGGAAGUUGAAGAGUCUAAAGGGGGCGAGUCUUGUCCAUCAAGGAAGGUUUCAAAGUAUUUUCUAAAAGUUGAAGAUUCUAAAGCAGACGAUGCUUGUCGUUCUAGGAAGGUGUCGAAACAUUUACGGGAAGUUGAAGAUUCUAAAGCGGGUGAUUCUUGUCGGUCUAGGAAGGUGUUGAAACAUUUACGGGAAGUUGGAGAGUCUAAAGUGGGUGGUGAUUCUUGUCGUUCAAGGAAGGUGUCAAAGUAUUUUGUGAAAGUUGAAGAUUCUAAAGAGGACGAUUCUUGUCGUCCUAAGAAGGUGUCGAAACAUUUUCGGGAAGUUGAAGAGUCUAAAGUGUGUGAUUCUUGUCCUUCAAGGAAGGUGUCGAAGUAUUUUGUGAAAGUUGAAGAUUCUAUAGUGGACAAUUAUUGUCCUUCAAGGAAGGUGUCGAAGUAUUUUGUGAAAGUUGAAGAUUCUUUAGUGGACAAUUCUUGUCCUUCUAGGAAUAUGUUAGAGGAAGUUGAAGAAUCUAAAGCGAAUUAUCAAAAGAGAGUGUCUCCUUGUCCUUCUAGAAAGGUUAAGAACAAUUGUACGAAGAAGAGUGUGACAGGUUUCAGAAAGUGUGUUAAGAAGAGGAAAUGUGAAGGAACUGGAUUAACUGAAAAUUUGAAAGGCGAAGAUUCUUCUUGUUUGGCAAAGAUCUAUGAAUAUUUAACUAAAGUUGAAGAGAUUAUAAUUAAGGGUAGUUUAUUACUUCAAAAGGUCUCUGACUCCUCUAGAGGAGGGUAUAAAGCUGAAGAAAACUGUAUGAAGGAUAUUAGUGAUUUUUUAAAUCAAUAUGUAAACCGUGGUAGGAGUGUGUCGAUUCUAAGAAAGCGUAUUAAGAAGAGCGAAUCUGAAAAUUUAGAAGAGCGUGAUUCUGAAUAUAGAGCUAUAGUUAAAGAGGCUAAAGUUAAGUUUGAAUCGUUACUUGGAGUUAUAUCCAAGUCUUUUCAAGAGGGGCCUAAAGUUGAAGAGGGUUCGUCUCUUCCUCCUAAACUGAAAUCCAAAAGUCGUGGUAAAAAAACUCAACCUUUUCUUAAGGCUGAGAGAUAUAAGGAAGCUUACAAAAGAAAAACUCCGGAAAACAAUUGGCUGCCUCCGCGUUCUCAUUGGAAUCUCAUUCAAGAGGAUCAUUUUCAUGAUCCAUGGAGAGUGUUAGUUAUCUGUAUGCUACUAAACCGAACUACUGGCGCACAGACAAAAAAAGUUAUAGACGAGUUUUUCAAGUUAUGUCCGGACGCAGAGUCUUGUAUGCGAGUAUCAAGAGAGGAGAUACAAGAGGUAAUAAAGACAUUAGGUCUUCAAGGAAAAAGGUCGGCAAUGCUGCAACGCCUUUCUUGCGAAUACUUGUCUGAUAGUUGGACCCAUGUAACUGAACUGCAUAGUGUUGGCAAGUAUGCGGCAGAUGCUUAUGCUAUAUUUUGUACUGGAAAGUGGGAUCAAGUUGUGCCAAAUGAUCACAUGCUCAACAAAUAUUGGGAUUUCCUUCAUACAUUGCGUAUUUCACAAGACUGCUGCUGA